Gambusia affinis (western mosquitofish) is the source of this 2654-nucleotide messenger RNA. It is a transcript of the gene ergic3, whose product is annotated as ERGIC and golgi 3. Bases 134 to 1288 code for a protein of 384 amino acids. The record is from RefSeq and is a predicted model, not a curated record. Gene Ontology annotation, biological process: retrograde vesicle-mediated transport, Golgi to endoplasmic reticulum; endoplasmic reticulum to Golgi vesicle-mediated transport. Gene Ontology annotation, cellular component: endoplasmic reticulum; Golgi membrane; endoplasmic reticulum membrane. The transcript has 13 exons. Lineage: Eukaryota; Metazoa; Chordata; Actinopteri; Cyprinodontiformes; Poeciliidae.
UGACGCGGCUCCCGCUGAUUGGUCCAACGGUGUGUCACGUGGUCCGGAAGUGAAGGGUCCUGAUGUGUUUCUGGAGUGCAGGAGGGUUUCGAUAAGAUUCUGCGGUGUUCGGCUGGAUUUCCUGGGGGAGAAAAUGGACACAUUAAACAAACUGAAGCAGUUUGACGCUUAUCCUAAAACUCUGGAGGAUUUCCGGGUGAAGACGUGGGGAGGAGCGACCGUGACCAUCAUCAGCGGCGUCAUCAUGUUCGUUCUGUUCCUCUCUGAGCUGCAGUACUACCUGACCAAAGAGGUCCACCCGGAGCUCUACGUCGACACGUCGCGAGGAGACAAACUGAAGAUCAACAUUGACGUCAUUUUCCCUCACAUGCCCUGCGCCUAUCUCAGUAUCGACGCCAUGGACGUGGCCGGAGAGCAGCAGCUGGACGUCGAACACAACCUGUUCAAGCAGCGGCUGGAUAAAGAGCUGAAACCCGUCACCAACGAGGCAGAAAAACACGAACUGGGUCAGGCUGAAGACGGGGAAACGUUCGACCCGAGCACUCUGGACCCGAACCGAUGUGAGAGCUGUUACGGCGCCGAGACCGAAGACCUGAAGUGCUGCAACACCUGUGACGACGUGCGCGAGGCGUACCGGCGGCGCGGCUGGGCCUUUAAGAACGCCGACACCAUCGAGCAGUGCAAACGCGAAGGCUUCUCGCAGAAGAUGAUGGAGCAGAAGAACGAGGGCUGCCAGGUUUACGGCUUCCUGGAGGUCAACAAGGUGGCAGGAAAUUUCCACUUUGCUCCAGGAAAGAGUUUCCAGCAGUCGCAUGUUCAUGUUCAUGACCUGCAGAGUUUUGGUUUAGACAACAUCAACAUGACCCACCUGAUAAAGCACCUGUCGUUUGGUAAAGAUUACCCCGGCAUCGUAAAUCCGCUGGACGGAACCGACGUCUCGGCGCCGCAAGCAUCAAUGAUGUACCAGUAUUUUGUGAAAAUUGUUCCAACCAUCUACGUAAAAACAGACGGAGAGGUGGUCAAAACGAAUCAGUUUUCCGUCACCAGGCACGAGAAAGUCGCCAACGGUUUAAUAGGAGAUCAGGGGCUGCCAGGCGUCUUUGUUCUCUACGAACUUUCACCCAUGAUGGUAAAAUUUACAGAAAAACACAGGUCGCUGACUCACUUCCUGACGGGUGUGUGCGCCAUCAUCGGCGGCGUGUUCACAGUGGCCGGUCUCAUCGACUCGCUCAUCUACCACUCGGCGCGCGCCAUCCAGAAGAAGAUAGAGCUGGGCAAGGCGUCCUAACGACGGCGCCCCCCAGUGGCCGCACAGACCGAGACGCUGAGCACCCAGAGGACUGAAACGGGCGGCGAGGCGGGGGGAGAAACUCGCCUCUUCUCCAUGAACUAGACGUGAAACAAACCGAGACAGAAAUCCAGAGCGGUGGAGCCGUUUGGAUUUUCCUAUCUGCCCUUCGGAGACGUACGGGUCGCGGGGGCGGAGCAACGGGAGGACGCCGCCACCAGGAGCAAGAAGCCGCUCCAUCGCUACGCUCAGCGUUUGGUAGGAGAGCGAGGAGCAGCAGAGACGGACAUUUUUAAGCUCAGAUAAUUUAUUCCAUCUUCUCUGACUCGCAUGGUUCAGACUGUGGAGCGACUUUUUCUUCCACAUCUGCAGCAGAUCUGAAGAAAACAAAGUGAAUCCUUCCAACCCAACACUGCCGCUCAGUGUUCAGAGAAAACCCAGCAGAGAUCCUCCUGCAGCACCGCAAGGUAUUAACCAGGAGAAGAAGAAGAAACUGCUCAUUAAACUAAUAAAACAGCUGCUGGUUGUCACUCCUUACCGCACUGCAAAAACACUACAGCUAAGGCCGUUCUGCACUGCAAAACAUUUUUCUCAUGUUAUAAAUUAAAUAAUCUGCCAGGAGAUCUAGGACUUUUUAAUCAAAAUUUAGGAAUUAUUGGCUUCAAACAAGCUGGUAUUUCUUAGUUUUGUCUUAUUUCAAGUGAACUAGAAACUCAACCAAAAAACUUAAUUUAGUGUUUUGCAGUGUAGAACCUCCUUUGAUUUUCAACAACAAGAAAUUGCAUUAGUUGCUGAAGCUGGUUGGAUGCCGGUUGGAUGCUGGUUGGAUGCUGGUUGUCCAGGUAAACAUCCAUCUGUAUCCAAAGUUUCAGGCAGAAAACACAAAAGGUUCUGCAGCUUCCUGUUGGUUAGACGCCGGGUCAGAUCCGGUGUCGUCUGUACUGGGAGGUUCUGAUCCGUUGGACCUGCUGAUCAUUACAGCUGGUUUCACAUGAUGUUUCUGCAGGGUGAUGGUUAGAACCUGGAUCAGAACUUGGAGCCUGGGUUCAGUCCAGUUUAACCUUAGCGGUCGUGACGUUUUUAUAAAAACAGAAAUGUGCACUGAAUCAUCACUUCGUUCUGUAUUUCCUAAUGAUGUGUUAGAACUGGACCGGUCCCGGUCCAGUAUUCCCUCUGUCGCUGUCCCGGUCCUCUCGGAUCCAGACGAUGGUUCAGUUGUCGACGGUUUGCUGCUGUACGUUUCAACCUUUAGAUCAGGGCUGUGUGUGUGAGAGAGAUGUAUUUAUAUUUCGAAUGUCCACAAAGUGUUUUUAAAGUGACAAAAUAAAUGUUGAAUUAAAGCAGCUUCAGCUUCGCCUGAUGCUUA